AUGAAGUUCCAAGCCACGGCAUUGAUUGCGAUCAGUAUCGCUACCGCGACUUUUGCGGCUCCUACACGCAACCAGAACCAAGAUAUUGGCAACGUCAAGGCUGUUGAUCAGAAGCCAGAUGCUGGUUCAAGAGACGCGGGUGCUGCCAAGCGGCAUGUCAGCGGACUGGUAAAGGGUGUACCGGUAGCCGGUGACGCGGCCAGUGGCAUAACAGGGAAGCUCGGGCUCCGAUCUAUCCAGGCCGAUUCACCAGACGCUGCCUCUGGCAAGCCUCAGGGGGCUAUCAGCGAACUAGUCAAGGGUGUACCGGUAGCCGGUGACGCGGCUAGUGGCAUAACAGGAAAGCUCGGGCUCCGAUCUAUCCAGGCCGAUUCACCGGAUGCUACGUCUGACAAGCCUCAGGGGGCUAUCAGUGGACUGGUCAAGGGUGUACCGGUAGCCGGUGACGCGGCCAGUGGCAUAAUAGGAAAGCUCGGGCUCCGAUCUAUCCAGGCCGACUCACCGGACGCUACCUCUGACAAGCCUCAGGGGGCUAUCAGUGGACUGGUCAAGGGUGUACCGGUAGCCGGUGACGCGGCCAGUGGCAUAACAGGAAAGCUUGGGCUCCGAUCUAUCCAGGCCGAUUCACCGGAUGCUACGUCUGACAAGCCUCAGGGGGCUAUCAGUGGACUGGUCAAGGGUGUACCGGUAGCCGGUGACGCGGCCAGUGGCAUAACAGGAAAGCUUGGGCUCCGAUCUGUCCAGGCCGAUUCACCGGACGCUACCUCUGACAAGCCUUAG
Molecule: messenger RNA, 780 nt
Organism: Hirsutella rhossiliensis
Lineage: Eukaryota; Fungi; Ascomycota; Sordariomycetes; Hypocreales; Ophiocordycipitaceae
Exons: 2
Coding region: 1-780 (259 amino acids)
Source: RefSeq, a predicted model, not a curated record